Molecule: messenger RNA, 2073 nt
Organism: Danio rerio (zebrafish)
Lineage: Eukaryota; Metazoa; Chordata; Actinopteri; Cypriniformes; Danionidae
Gene: mcm7
Product: minichromosome maintenance complex component 7
Biological process (GO): DNA replication initiation; DNA replication
Cellular component (GO): MCM complex; chromosome; nucleus
Molecular function (GO): DNA helicase activity; ATP binding; DNA binding
Source: RefSeq, marked provisional
UAAAAUGUUCUUUCCGUUCACGUGACACCAGAUUCUCGCGCCAUACGACGAGCCCCGCCUAGACGCUGCACGCUAAGCCGCUCUCAUUGGUGGAGAGCCCGGACAGACUCGCGCCAGUUUUUGCAGCCACACUCGAGUGUCUGUGCUUCAGUCUUCGGGCGGAGAAUUCCCUCUGUAAUCUAGAGUCUUCCUGCGCUUCAUCUCCGGGAUAAAGAUGGCCCCGAAGGAUUAUACGGCGGAGAAAGUGAACGGUUAGCGUUUUCUGUAGGAGUUUACUGAGGAUCUGCUGCUGCUGGUGUUUCAGGCGGUGGUGAAGGACGCGCUGGACGUCUACAUCGAGCACCGGCUGAUGAUGGAGGUCAGAGGUCGCGACCCAGCAGACACACGUGACCACAGGAAGCAGUACCCGCCCGAGCUGAUGCGCAGAUUUGAGGUGUAUUUCCGUCCUCCGGCGACGCUGAAGCCGCGGGUUGUGCGUGAUGUGAAGGCGGACAGCAUCGGGCAGCUGGUGACGGUCCGGGGAAUCGUGACGCGAGCGACUGAAGUCAAGCCCAUGAUGGCCGUCGCUACGUACACCUGCGACCAGUGCGGCGCCGAGACCUACCAGCCGAUCGCCUCGCCCAGCUUCACGCCGCUCAUCAUGUGCCCCAGUCAGGAGUGCGUCACCAACAAAUCCGGCGGCCGGCUCUACCUGCAGACACGCGGGUCAAAGUUCAUCAAGUUCCAGGAGCUGCGCAUCCAGGAGCACAGUGAUCAGGUGCCGGUGGGGAACAUCCCUCGCAGUAUGACCAUAUAUGCCCGUGGGGAGAACACGCGUGUGGCUCAGCCCGGGGAUCAUGUGGCCGUGUCUGGAGUGUUUCUGCCACUGCUGCGCUCCGGCUUCAGGCAGGCGGUGCAGGGUCUGCUCUCUGAGACGUAUCUGGAGUGUCACAGCAUCACUCUGAUGAACAAGACUGAGGAUGAUGAGCUGGGCACCGAGGAGCUGAGCGAUGAAGAGCUGCGCCAAAUCACCGAGGAGGAUUUCUAUGAGAAGCUGGCGGGGUCGAUCGCUCCGGAGAUUUACGGCCAUGAGGAUGUGAAGAAAGCCCUGCUGCUGCUGCUGGUGGGCGGAGUGGAGCAGGCGCCGCGCGGCAUGAAGAUCAGAGGGAACAUCAACAUCUGUCUGAUGGGUGACCCCGGCGUGGCCAAGUCUCAGCUGCUGUCCUACAUCGACCGGCUCGCUCCACGCAGUCAGUACACCACGGGCCGCGGCUCCUCCGGCGUGGGCCUGACGGCAGCAGUGAUGCGUGACCCCGUCACCGGGGAGAUGACUCUGGAGGGCGGAGCUCUGGUGUUGGCUGAUUUGGGCGUGUGCUGCAUUGACGAGUUCGACAAGAUGGCCGACGCCGACCGCACCGCAAUCCACGAGGUGAUGGAGCAGCAGACCAUCUCCAUCGCUAAGGCGGGCAUCAUGACGUCUCUGAACGCUCGCUGCUCCAUCCUAGCAGCUGCUAACGCUCGUCUGCGUAUGGUGUCGGUGGUGGAGAAGGAGGAUGUGAACGAGGCGAUGCGUCUGAUGGAGAUGAGCAAAGACUCUCUGCAGGCGGACCGGAGCAGCAGCAGCAGAGCUCAGCGGCCGGCUGACGUGAUCUUCUCUCUGCUGCGGGAGCUGUGUGGAGAGUCCGCGGGCCGCAGCGUGCGCGUGUCUGCAGCGGAGCAGAGGUGUGUGUCGCGCGGGUUCACCCCGGCGCAGUUCCAGGCGGCGCUGCAGGAGUACGAGGAGCUGAACGUGUGGCAGAUCAACCAGGCCCGUACACGCAUCACAUUCGUCUAACACGUAUGCACACCCACACACACACACACACACACACUCGCACACUCUUGUGCUGUUGUUGGUUCUGUUCUGGAGUGUGUGCUGUAAAUAGAGCUGGCACUGACACUGUUUUAAUAAUAAAGCUCCUCCUCCUGCUCCUCCUCCUGCUCCUCCUCCUGCUCUGCUGUUCUGACUCUGCUCCUGUGUGAGGGUCCGCUGUUGCCUGUAUAUUUGCGCUUGUUUGUUGUUGUUUAUUUUCUGCAAUAAAGAUGAUGACCGUC